AUUUGUAUGAACCCUCAGAGCAGCAGCAUCGCCCCCACACUGUGAAUAAGAGUCGGAAGCAAUCCCAGCGAGAAAAAGCUCUCCAGCAGCAAUGUCAGAAGCUGGGACUGCAGGGUGGAGCAGCCUCUGUUCCUCCUGAGCAGUUACUUUCUGUACCAAAGCACAAGCUUUGUCAUCCUCAGCGGCCUGUGCCACCAGCUCAUCCUCCUUCAGCAGGAGAUAAAAUACAAAAUGGCAACCGAGACCAGGAGAAGGAAGUGACACCACUAGAUCCCUGUAAUGGCAGUGACAGUGCCCAGACCUGCCCUGCAAAGCCCAAAUCCAAAGUGGAAAAAAAGAAAGUGGAAUUGCAGGAAAAAUCUCGAUGGGAAAUCCUCCAGCAAGAGCAACGGUUGAUAGAAGAGAAGAAUAAACGCAAGAAGGCACUCCUCGCCAAAGCUAUUGCUGAGAGAUCCAAAAGAACUCAAGCUGAAACAGUGAAACUAAAAAGAAUUCAGAAGGAGUUACAAGCUCUGGAUGACAUGGUAUCUGCUGACAUUGGCAUCCUGCGGAACCGCAUUGAUCAGGCCAGCUUGGACUACUCCUAUGCCCGGAAGCGGUAUGAUAAGGCGGAGUCGGAGUAUGUGGCAGCCAAGCUGGACCUCCAACACAAGACGGAGAUUAAGGAGCACCUCACAGAGCACCUGUGCACAAUUAUACAGCAGAAUGAACUUCGCAAGGCCAGGAAGCUGGAGGAGUUAAUGCAGCAGCUGGAAGUGGAGGCAGAUGAGGAAAAUCUGGAACUUGAGAUAGAGGUGGAGCGGAUGCUGCAGCAGCAGGAGGCAGAAGCAGGGAGGCAAGCCAGCCAGUCACACAGUGAUGCUGGGACAACUAAGGAAAACCCCACUCCCAGUGUUACAGUGCAGGAGAAUGAACACGCUAAUCAUUCUGUUGCUUCUACUGCUAUUUCUGGACAGUUGCUUCAGUCUCAAAACUCUGGUACCAAAUCCUUUUCCAAUAUGGACAGUGAAACUCAAGCAGUAAAUGUGACUCCAGGAAACUCCCCAGCUAGUUCUGCUACAUGA
Molecule: messenger RNA, 1064 nt
Organism: Nestor notabilis (Kea)
Lineage: Eukaryota; Metazoa; Chordata; Aves; Psittaciformes; Psittacidae
Gene: GORAB
Product: golgin, RAB6-interacting
Exons: 4
Biological process (GO): non-motile cilium assembly
Source: RefSeq, a predicted model, not a curated record